This is a messenger RNA of Pichia membranifaciens NRRL Y-2026, 1215 nucleotides long. RefSeq lists its product as hypothetical. The transcript is spliced from 2 exons. The record is from RefSeq and is a predicted model, not a curated record. NCBI's taxonomy places the organism in Eukaryota, Fungi, Ascomycota, Pichiomycetes, Pichiales, Pichiaceae. The annotation marks the transcript as partial.
AUCAAGAACUCCGAGUUCGACCGCUACGGCUUCAAGAAGACCAACCACUACAUCUCCACAAAGGACUACAACGACUGGUGGGAUGAGUACUGCCCCCACUUGAUUAGGCGGAAAAACAAGUGGGUGAAGCUUUUGGAGAAAAACGGUCUCUACUUGAACAGCGAUGGCAUACCCUCGAGGUUCCCCGUCAAGUCAGAAGAAAUGUCCAAGUUCGUCAAGAAGGGCAUACCGGCCGAAUGGAGAGGCCGUGCCUGGUUCAGCUUUGUCCACGGGAACGAAAGGAUCAAGGAGAACAAGGGCCUGUACGAAGAGUUGGUGAAACAAUCCAUCGACCUGGUCAACGAAAACACAGACGCCAUAGAAAAGGACUUGCACCGUACUUUCCCGGAAAACAUCUACUUCAAAAACUAUACCGACCCUGCAACCAACACCGAAGUGGAGUCGCCAAUGUUGAAUACGUUAAGAAGGGUUUUGAAAUGUUUCAGCUUGUACAAACCAACCAUCGGCUAUUGCCAGUCCCUCAAUUUCAUUACUGGCCUAUUGCUGUUGUUCAUGGAGGAGGAGGAAACUUUCUGGAUGUUGGUCAUCAUAACUGAGAAGUUUUUGCCCGGUGUUCAUGAAUCCAACCUCGAAGGCUUGGCAGUCAACCAAGGAAUGCUCCUCUUGUGCUUGAAGCAGCAUUUGCCCGAUGUUUGGAAAAUAAUCAUGGAUAAUGACAGAGAAGACUGCGACAGCUACGAUUCAAACAACGACGACGACACCUCCUACCUUUUCUUCUUGCCGACUCUAACUUUCUGUACCACCAACUGGUUCAUGUCUUUAUUCAUAGGAGUUCUACCCAUUGAGACUACUUUGAGAAUCUGGGACAUUAUCUUCUACGAAGACUCCAAGACAAUCUUCCAAAUUUGCCUAGGCAUUUUCAAGAUGUUGGAUCCAGAGUUACGCAAGAUCUAUUUAUCAAUGAAUAACCGAAGUAGCUCCAACCUGAGCGACACGGGUAACACUAGCUUUGGCAGCGUCAAUUCCUUCAACAAAGAAUUGCUGUCAAGUGAAUUAUUCCAACUGAUCCAGAAUACCCCGAAAAGAAUCGUGAACGUCAACUUGUUCAUUGAGGAAUGCUUCAGACAUGAUUCGUCUUCAUUUUGUAAAUUAACACAACCUGAAAUUCAAAGAUGUCGGAAUUUCGUCAUUUCUUCACGUGAAAGGCAUUCGACC